This is a messenger RNA of Ilex paraguariensis (yerba mate), 766 nucleotides long. The record is from the annotation of a GenBank genome assembly. NCBI's taxonomy places the organism in Eukaryota, Viridiplantae, Streptophyta, Magnoliopsida, Aquifoliales, Aquifoliaceae.
CAUAAUUGUUAUGCUCGUGCUACUGAAUCAUAACGUGAAUUUUCUGUGCAGUGACCUUUCAUUCAACCAGUUUACAGAUCGUAACACCGCCUUAAGUUGUCAACGAGGAAAUGUGAACUUGUACGGAAACUUGCCAAGUCUCAAUGCAACUGGAACUGUUUCUUGCUUGGGAAGCUCCAAAUGUCCACGAAAUCUGUCCUAUCUGCAUAUAAACUGUGGCGGAAGUGAAGUUCUUGAUGGUGGAAACAGAUAUGAGGAUGAUACAAAUUCAGGUGGACCUUCAACUUCAAGUUUUCCCCCAGGAAAUAAUUGGGGGUUUAGCAGCAUUGGUCAGUUCUUGGAUGACAGCAAACCCGAAGACUCAUAUAUUUAUCGGAACUCCUCAAGUCUCUCUGCAAACACAUCUAAGUUGUACAUGGAUGCACGACUCUCUCCCCUUUCUCUGACUUAUUAUGCGAUCUGUCUGCUGAAUGGGAACUACAAGGUGGACCUUCACUUUGCAGAGAUCAUGUUUACAGAUGACCGAACUUAUAGCAGCCUCGGGAGGCGCAUAUUUGAUAUAUAUAUUCAGGGAAAUCUGGAGAAGAAGGAUUUCAAUAUUGAGGCUGCAGCUGGGGGAGUUGGGAAUGAGACAUACAAAGACAUGGACCGAAUGGCUGCUUUUGAGAGGGCACUCAAUACUUCGGCUGGGUGGGUGGACUCUAAUGUUAAUUCUACCAGCACUAAGGUUUUCUUUCAAGGGAUUUCUCCAUCUCAUUACAAGUAA